Rhizophagus irregularis DAOM 181602=DAOM 197198 is the source of this 420-nucleotide messenger RNA. Lineage: Eukaryota; Fungi; Glomeromycota; Glomeromycetes; Glomerales; Glomeraceae. The record is from RefSeq and is a predicted model, not a curated record.
AUUUUAAAUACACUUUGUUAAGACUGUGGAUGAUUAUUCUUACUAUUCGUGACUAUUUUUCUGAAUUCUGAAGUCAAGUCGACCAUUUUUUUAGAUUCAAAUGGCGACAUUAUACCGUUCUUUUAAUACAAGCAUUUCUCGCAUUCUCGAAAAAUCAACAAACAGAAUAGCUUUUUCGCCUUUAUAUAAACCAUAUCUUACUUCAAGUUUAAAAAGAUAUGGCGUUUUCUCAAGGUCCACGUUAGAAGUUAAAGGCUGGGUUUACAGUCCUGAAGUCUUUGAAGCUUUACAAGGAAAUAAACCCCUUGUAGCUUUAGAAUCUACCGUAAUAAGCCAUGGUAUAAAUAAUACAAUUCCUCGUAAAUAAAAAAUACUUUUUAACUUCUCCCAUUGUUCAAGGUAUGCAAUAUCCUCAGAAUU